Molecule: messenger RNA, 1346 nt
Organism: Mauremys mutica (yellowpond turtle)
Lineage: Eukaryota; Metazoa; Chordata; Testudines; Geoemydidae
Gene: FAM237B
Product: family with sequence similarity 237 member B
Exons: 4
Coding region: 517-927 (136 amino acids)
Source: RefSeq, a predicted model, not a curated record
UGCACAUUAAUGAUUUGGAGAGUGGGGACUUCUUACAUUUUUAGUUUGUACCUAUGUCCAUCUCCACCCCCACCUUAUACACACAUUCAGAAUGGGACAAGGGGACAGGGACUUGAGCGAGAUUGACUCAGAGAAGGUGAUGUAGAUAGGGGUGGGACUUUCAGAUCAAUAGCCCCCUCUCCUCCCCGUUUCCACUGGCUGGAGUUAAUGCUGCUGCUGUUGCUGCUUUGUCAGUGUCACUGUCUUCCUAGGCUCUGUGCAGUGCAGUGCAAUUCCAAUUUCCCUAGAGCAGCAGCCUCUUCAGUCUACUGGACUCCAGCAGCCAGUUCAGGACUUUAUUUCCUUUUCGACAAGUGGCUGAUCCCCAGUGUUUCACGGGAUAGAGUAUUUGCUCUCACCACAGUAUCCCUCUGAUAAAAAUUGGUGGUGACUUCAGAGCUGCUGUUUUACUGCUUCAUAACCAAGGCACUUACAUGUCCUUACUGCACCAGUGAAAUGAAAGUACCAGUGUGAAGCAUGGACUCUGUGUGUAGAAGAAGGUGGUACCUUCAGUUGGGCUGUAUAUUGAUAGUGAAUUUGGCUUAUGCCAAUCCAGAAUAUCAGAAAGAACCUCCUGGAAGCCUAGGUGAGAUUGACCAUCACUGCUGGGAGAGCUCCUCUCAUAGGCUGGUGGAAAUGAAGAAACUCAAGGUAGCAGAUGCUAUCAUUGCUCUCUGGGAUUUCAUGAUGUUCCUAAAAGAAUCACCGAAGGCCAAGCAUAAUGAACUCUUCAAUGACUUAGCCCAGAACUUCUGGGAUAUGUAUGUAGACUGUGUGCUUUCAAGGUCCCAUGGAAUGGGCAGAAGACAAUUACUAUCUCCCAACUAUUUUUCCACAUACCCACAGAGAACCUCACAAGGGUCAGACUUCUCAAAACAUCAGUUUUAGGCCAAAAUGGGAGAAAAAUGACGAUACCUCAGCAAGAUGACAUCGAACUGAAGGAAAAGAGCCUGCUUGUCAAAAGCACAGCCUGUACUGUAGCUGCUUAUGAGCAUUGUUCCUUUGAUGGGUUUUGAGAUUUUGUUUUAUGCUUUACGAGCACAUGAUAAUUGAUAAAUACUUCAGAUGUGUGUUACUAACAUGUUCCCCUUUCUUUAAAUGUACCAAGGUUGCCUUUCCCCACCACUGGACAUGUGAAUGCUUUAUGUAUUUUGAGUCAAUAUCUGUGUUCUCUCAGGUAAACCUAUCUGUUUAAACUAGUGUUAUAUUUUUGUAGACAUUCAUCUUUCAAAUAAUUCUUUUUUAAAAUGUUAACUGCAAUGGAAACCCAAUAUAUUUUUAUACAUUAAACAACAGAGUUCAGUGGC